CUCACUACAGUCUACAACAAUUAUCUUAAUGUUGUCACAAAAAGUACUAUUGUGGUCUUUGAUAUUUCUAGUGUGCCACUUUGCAAUAUCAUGCAAAGCCAACCAACAAAGUGAAUACCUCUACAGGUUUAUUCGAUCAAAAAUGUUUCAACAAAACCCUUCACAUGUAGAAUCUUAUUCAAGUACUAUUGUUGAUGAACAUGUUUCAAAGGUACAUGUCAAUGUUGAACAACACUUAAGGUCGAGGAAAUCUGAUAAGGUGAAGAGUUUGCCUGGACAACCAAAAGGGGUGAAUUUUGAUCAAUAUGCUGGCUAUAUAACUGUGGAUGCCAAAGCUAGGAGAAAACUUUUCUACUACUUUGUUGAAUCUCCUUCAAAUUCUUCCACGAAGCCUCUUGUUCUAUGGCUAAAUGGAGGACCUGGAUGCUCCUCAUUUGGAUAUGGAGCCAUGCAAGAAUUAGGACCUUUUAGAGUCAACAGUGAUGGAACCACACUUUCCUUUAUUAAAGAUGCAUGGAACGUUGUGGCAAAUGUUAUCUUCCUAGAGUCUCCGGUAGGAGUUGGAUUUUCUUAUUCAAAAAAACCGUUAAAUCAAACUAAUAUUGGUGACAAAAACACAGCCAGAGAUUCUUACAUUUUUCUUCUAAACUGGCUUGAGAGAUUUCCACAGUAUAAGAUUCGAGAUUUCUUCAUAACUGGUGAAAGUUAUGCUGGCCAUUAUGUCCCUCAACUAGCUCACCUUAUUCUAUCAAAUAACAAGAAAAGGAAAAAUCACAAAAUGAUCAAUUUGAAAGGGAUUGCGGUUGGGAACGGUUGGAUAGAUGACAAUUUCUGUACAAAGGGAAUGUAUGAUUAUUUCUGGAUGCAUGCUCUUAACUCUGACCAAACACAUAAAGGAAUUGAAAAACAUUGUGACUUUAGGAAGUUCAAUGUAACAAAUGAAUGUGUCGGAUAUGAAAAUAUAGCAGAUGAUGAGCUUGGAAAUAUUGACGUUUACAACAUAUAUGCCCCAGUUUGUAAUUCAUCUGCAACAAAAUAUGGUGCUAGUUACUCUGUCAGUAAUGUCGACCCUUGUGCUGAAGAUUAUACCACUACCUAUUUAAAUCUCCCAGAAGUUCAAAAGGCUCUUCAUGUUAAACGCACAAAAUGGUCUCCUUGCAGUGAUCUGAGUUGGACAGAUAGUCCAGCAAGUAUUCUGCCAACUAUAAAUGGAUUAAUAUCAAGUGGUAUAAGCAUUUGGAUGUACAGUGGAGAUAUAGAUGGACGUGUUCCCAUAAUCUCAACAAAGUAUUCAAUAAAUUCCUUAAAACUACAUGUACGUACAGCAUGGCGUCCAUGGUACACUGGAAAAGAGGUUGGAGGGUAUGUGAUUGGUUACAAAGGGCUCACACUAAUCACUGUAAGAGGAGCUGGGCACAUGGUUCCAACUGACCAACCAUACCGAGCACUAACCGUGAUCUCAUCUUUCCUUCUUGGACAACUUCCUCCUCAAUUUUUUGCAAUCUCAUGCAAAGCCAAUCAACAAAGUGAAUACCUCUACAAGUUUAUCAAAUCAAGAAGGUAUCAACAAAAGCCUUCACAUGUAGAAGCUUAUUCAAGUACAAUUGUUAAUGAACAUGUUUCAAAGGUACAUGUUAACGUUGAACAACAUUUAAGGUCGAGGAAAGCUUAUAAGGUGAAGAGUUUGCCUGGACAACCAAAAGGGGUGAAUUUUGAUCAAUAUGCUGGCUAUAUAACUGUGGAUGCCAAAGCUAGGAGAAAACUUUUCUACUACUUUGUUGAAUCUCCUUCAAAUUCUUCCACAAAGCCUCUCGUUCUAUGGCUAAAUGGAGGACCUGGAUGCUCUUCAUUGGGAUAUGGAGCCAUGCAAGAAUUAGGACCUUUUAGAGUCAACAGUGAUGGAACCACACUUUCCCUUAAUAAAGAUGCAUGGAACGUUGUGGCAAAUGUUAUCUUUUUAGAGUCUCCAGCAGGAGUUGGAUUUUCCUAUUCAAACAAUUCUUUAGAUUACUCUAACGUUGGUGACAAUCGCACAGCCAUAGAUUCUUACAUUUUUCUUCUAAAUUGGCUUGAGAGAUUUCCACAGUAUAAGACUCGAGAUUUCUUCAUAGCUGGUGAAAGUUAUGCUGGCCAUUAUGUUCCUCAGCUAGCUCAUCUUAUUCUAUCAAAAAAUAAGAAAAGGAAAAAUCACAAUGUGAUAAAUUUGAAAGGGAUCGCGGUUGGGAACGGUUUGAUAGAUGACAAAUUGUCUACAAAGGGAAUGUAUGACUACUACUGGACGCAUGCUCUAAUCUCUGACGAAACUCAUGCAGGAAUUGAAAAAAAUUGUGGUGACUUUAGGAAUGUAACAAAUUUAAGGGAAUGCUUCUUAUAUGAAUUUAAAGCGGAUGAUGAGCUUGUAGAUAUUGACGUUUACAACAUAUAUGCCCCAGUUUGUAAUUCAUCUGCAACAAAAAAUGGAGCUAGUUACUUUGUCAGUAAUAUCGACCCUUGUGCUGAAGAUUAUACCGCUGCCUAUUUAAAUCUCCCAGAAGUUCAAAAGGCUCUUCAUGUUAAACCCAUAAAAUGGUCUCAUUGCAGUGGUGUGGGUUGGACAGAUAGUCCAACUAGUAUUCUACCAACUAUAAAUCAGUUAAUAUCAAGUGGUAUAAGCAUAUGGAUAUACAGUGGUGAUUUAGAUGGGCGUGUUCCCAUAACCUCAACAAAGUAUUCAAUAAAUUCCUUAAAACUGCCUGUGCAUACAGCAUGGCGUCCAUGGUACACUGGAAAAGAGGUUGGAGGGUAUGUGAUUGGUUACAAAGGGCUCACACUAGUCACUGUAAGAGGAGCUGGACACAUGGUUCCAACUGACCAACCAUACCGAGCACUAACCAUGAUCUCAUCUUUCCUUCUUGGACAACUUCCUCCUCAAUUAAAAUCUUAA
Molecule: messenger RNA, 2923 nt
Organism: Medicago truncatula (barrel medic)
Lineage: Eukaryota; Viridiplantae; Streptophyta; Magnoliopsida; Fabales; Fabaceae
Exons: 16
Coding region: 29-2923 (964 amino acids)
Biological process (GO): proteolysis
Cellular component (GO): vacuole
Molecular function (GO): serine-type carboxypeptidase activity
Source: RefSeq, a predicted model, not a curated record